UCUCAGGGACUUCUUUAGAGCCAAUGUUUUAUUGGGAGCCUAUUCUGAAUUAGGAAUGGAGUACGAAAAGUUAGAGAAGCAGAUCAAUGAAGCCAGGGACAUGCCAUUCCCUGUGCACAGAAUCUAGUUUAGCUCUUUCCCUGGUUUUAGCGGAUACGCGGUCUUUUCCUAAUCUGUACAUUUUAGGGGACUGUGAGAGGUUAAAGGCUACAGUGUUUAAUCUCUCCCAGAAUCCCUCCAGAGUGCAGAUCUCUAGGCAGUUAAGCGACCUUCCCCACUGUCUCAACCCUUCCCUCGACCAUAUAAGGAAAGGCAGCUGCUGGGGGCGUCCCCAGUAUCUAAAGAUAGAGGCUUUUGCCUAGGACUCCAAACGCCACUGGGCAGGUGGAGCAGCCAUGGCGCGGCAGCAUGCCCGGACCCUGUGGUAUGACAGACCCAAGUAUGUGUUCAUGGAGUUUUGUGUUGAGGACAGCACGGAUGUCCAUGUGCUCAUUGAGGAUCAUCGCAUUGUGUUCAGCUGCAAGAAUGGUGAUGGAGUGGAGUUGUACAACGAGAUUGAGUUCUAUGCCAAAGUGAACUCCAAGGAUUCCCAGGAUAAGAGGUCCGGCCGCUCUAUUACUUGCUUUGUGAGGAAAUGGAAGGAGAAGGUGGCCUGGCCCCGGCUCACCAAGGAGGAUAUCAAGCCAGUGUGGCUGUCUGUGGACUUUGAUAACUGGAGAGACUGGGAGGGAGAUGAAGAGGUGGAGCUGGCUCACGUGGAGCAUUAUGCAGAGCUUUUGAAGAAGGUCAGCACCAAGAGACCUCCACCUGCCAUGGAUGACCUGGAUGAUGAUUCUGACGGUGCUGAAGCAACAAGUAAUUAACUUUCUGUGACAGCAGAGCUGAGGAGGUUGUAACUACCUUCUGUUGCUCUGAAAAGCCCUGGCCUGGACCCUUGUCAGCUGUUUGGCUGUGCACCAAGGUCCUCUGAGAUCUCUGAACUUUUCUAGAAGUUCUUUAUUAAGUGUUCCCCUUAUACUUUAUGUCUUCCUCCUGGGCAUUUGACUUUGGUGCUGCAUCAAGAUGGCAGGAUAAAAGGAGGAGUAUACAGGUGGGGCUUCUGACUUCUUACUGAUUAAUGUAUAAGAUCUAUGUUUGGAAUGCUUGGUUAUUUGAGUUUGUGCAUAUAUGUGACAGAGCAAAAGCCAAAGAAGAAACAGAUUAUAAUAAAACUCUAGGAGUCGUUCU
This is a messenger RNA of Sciurus carolinensis (gray squirrel), 1227 nucleotides long. RefSeq names its product prostaglandin E synthase 3 like (gene Ptges3l). NCBI's taxonomy places the organism in Eukaryota, Metazoa, Chordata, Mammalia, Rodentia, Sciuridae. Bases 396 to 863 code for a protein of 155 amino acids. The record is from RefSeq and is a predicted model, not a curated record. Gene Ontology annotation, biological process: chaperone-mediated protein complex assembly; protein folding. The transcript is spliced from 7 exons. Gene Ontology annotation, cellular component: nucleus; cytosol. Gene Ontology annotation, molecular function: Hsp90 protein binding; protein-folding chaperone binding.